AUUGGAUUGAAAGUAUCGUUUCCACUUCCGCUUCACUCAUCGUAUAGUUUUUGGACUUGCCAUUAUUGGCAUGAGGUUUGACUUGUGAAUUGAGCUUCUAUUUAAUCAAACAAAAUGAUUCUCUUGGAAAAUAAUAAUAGGAUUAUUGAAGAAACGCUGUCGUUAAGGUUCAACAAUGCGCUAGCGGGAGGUAAACCAGAAAGUGUAGAUAUAACCAUAGCAGAUUUUGAUGGAGUAUUGUAUCAUAUUUCCAAUCCCAAUGGUGAUAAAACUAAAGUAAUGAUCAGUAUUUCUCUGAAAUUCUUUAAAGAAUUGGAACAAUAUGGUGCAGAGGAAUUACUGAAAAAAGUUUACGGCAGUUACCUGACAACUACAGAAGCCGGUCACAAUGCGUCCCUUCUGUACGACCUUGAGAAUGUGCCAGCAAAUAAAGAUGAAGUGGUCAAAGAAGCUGGUCUUUUUAAGAGGCACUGCUUUGCAUCGGUAUUCAAUACCUACUUUGACUUCCAAGAACGUGAAGAAUCGGGACAUAAACAAGCUGUCAUUCAUUACAGAGACGAUGAAACUAUGUAUGUCCAAGCACAACCUGAUCGAGUAACAGUGGUUUUCAGUACUGUCUUCAAAGAUGAUGAUGAUGUUAUAAUUGGAAAAGUUUUCAUGCAGGAAUUCAAGGAAGGUCGGCGUGCUAGUCACACGUCUCCACAAGUUCUAUUUACUCACAAAGAACCACCUCUAGAGCUGCAAAAAACUGAUGCUAUGGUGGGGGACAACAUUGCAUAUAUCACAUUUGUAUUGGAACCAAGACAUACUAACCGUAAUACUCGUGACAAUACCAUUAACCUGAUACAUCUCUUCAGAGACUACCUUCACUAUCACAUUAAAUGUUCAAAGGCUUAUAUUCACUCUCGUAUGCGUACCAAAACCAACGACUUUCUGAAAGUUUUAAACCGAGCACGACCAGAAAUUCAGGAAAAGAAAGAAAAGAAAACAAUUUCAGGAAAAAUGUUUCACCGAAAUUAGUAAGUGUCAAGACAGAAUUAAUUACUGGACAGGUCAAUCUAAAAAUUAAAGUUUACUUAAAUCAUGGAUACAUUCAGUUCUUUUUUUUUUUUACAGAAUUUAGAAGCAAAUUAUUAAUCAAGAUUAAUAAUAUCAAGCUAUUUUUAGUCCAAUUUGCUGUAUACAUGUAUUUCUCAUUUUUGCAACUUCUUAACUAUGCACUCUGAGGACGGUUAUUUUUCUGGAACAAAUUUCAAGAGCUGCUUUGCAAUAUUCGUGGCAUGUGUGAGUGAUAAAUCUGUACAAGCUUGUACUGCUGAACAUGUCCAGUCCGGGGGGGGGGGGGGUUCCCUUAGGAUCUGUACCUAUCUGAAUCUCUGGUAUUCUGAGGGAAAACAACUUUUGUAGAUUUUUACUGACUGAUGAUGUUGGUUUCAAUUUUUCAUUGGGUGAACGCCUUGCCACAUGUCAACCUUUUAAAAGUAAUUAGAUCUGGUGCCUGUCAGUGUACCCAACCAUUCAUUGUAAAAUUGAUGUUAGUUUGCAACUGCUAUGUAUACUAUGUUGGUACAUUUUAAUGCAGUUGACAGUAGAUGAGGAAAACCUCUGUCCUCAGAGUGCAUUCAACCUGUACACAUGGACAUGCAUCAAACCAGUAAAUAUGAUCUGAAUAUGUAAAAUUAUAGCUUCUCCAUAGUUGUUCAGUUCGGUAACAACACUGUUCUCGGGUCAAUGCAAAGCUAACUACAAGAUUGUGUCUGAUUGGCUACCCAGCCCUAACAUCUCACAUCAAGACCAAUCAGAGAGCAGCUUGUUUGUUUACAGGAUUUUUCAACCUUGUAUAUACGCUCGAUUCGACGGCUGUUUUCACGGUGAAGGAAGGGUGAAGAUAAAGUAAAACAAAUACUUUCAUAGCUUGGGAUAUGGGGAAAAAUAUAUUGCAAUUUUUUUGAAAGAGAAUUUAUAGGUAUAUGAAGUGUUGUUUGUUUCCAUAUGAAUAUUAGGCUAGUGACACCCACUUUAUUUUCUUUGGAAUUAUUAGAAAAGUAAUUGAUUUUAAUAUGUGUAACAAUUUUUUUUUAUAGAAAUUAUGCUUGACCUUAAUAAUGAUAUUCUCAUAAUUAACCAUUUCAUAUAUAAAAUUAUUUUCAAUCUACAUUAUGGUUUUAAAAAUCUUUUUUUUUCCCUCUUGGACAUGUCUGAUUUCAAACUCUUCAUAUGCAUGUAAUUGGGAAACUAAACAACCGCAGUAACCUGGUGUGAAUUACAAACUAAAACUUGUUAUUAGUUACCUAAUGUUCUGAGGUUGCAUCUAUAUUAACCAAGUGAAUUUAUUCUGAAAAUCCUCUGUUGAGCUUGUGAGGGCGCUGUAUGAAGUCCUGAAACCUCUUAUUAACAUUUUUUGUUGACCAAUAUGCACUGACAACAGCGAUGGUCGUUGCGGCAUGUCAUGUUUGAUAUGGUUUCCCGGAAGUGUUAUACAAUUCAUAUACAAUUCAUAUGUCUGUUUACAUAAAAAAGAAAUGUGACCACUUGCAGCAUAAUGAACACAUUUAUUCAUUUUCUGUGAACCAUCAUAGAUGAAGAAUAAACAGUUUUGCUGUCAGGAUUAUAGUUGAUGGGUUCUGGAAAAUAUGGUUCUGUGAAUUUUAGAUUUUAUAUGCAUGUAGAUAUUCAGAAGUGAUAAAAAAAAAGAAUGAUUCAAUAAAAGUCGAUUUACUUUA
Molecule: messenger RNA, 2723 nt
Organism: Saccoglossus kowalevskii
Lineage: Eukaryota; Metazoa; Hemichordata; Enteropneusta; Harrimaniidae
Product: actin-related protein 2/3 complex subunit 2-like
Biological process (GO): actin filament polymerization; Arp2/3 complex-mediated actin nucleation
Cellular component (GO): actin cytoskeleton; Arp2/3 protein complex
Molecular function (GO): structural constituent of cytoskeleton; actin filament binding
Source: RefSeq, a predicted model, not a curated record